AUUGUCAAUCACCACAAGCGUUUCAUUUCUGCACAUGACUACAUCAUCCCCGCGAGUAUACCUGGGAUUCGAAAAGGCAGCGCUUCGCGUCGCUUGCCAUCGGCUGCCUCUGCAAAUAGGAAACCUUCCCCGUCGGAGUUGACUUGUCUUUGGUUGGUACGGUAUUGUACUACCGUUCUUCCAGUUGAUUGUUGUUAAGUCUUUACCGUCAUCGAGCCCCGGGGGAGCCAUCUGAUCUAUUUUAUUACCAAAGCUUCCCUCCCCUUGCAGCUCCCUUCGAUUCCAAUCACUUGCAGAUUAAUAAAAGGAGACAGUCCAUCUGGGUUUGCCGCCGCCGUAAUUACAAUUGAGUGUCGGGAAACACGUCACUGAGUCAUUCGCCUUCAUUCAUAUAUCUAGCUCCAUUCUAUCCCACGGUUCCUCGUUAUCCCCAAACAACACACCUCUAUCCGUAUCUUAGAGUGCUUUCUGAAGAUAUCAUGAUUGCUGCCGAUAACACUUACACUAACGGGGUUGCUCUCCCGCCAGGGGACUCUCCGGAACUCAUCUUGGUUCCCGCGACGCCCGCGGAGAAGAUUGAGGCUUUGAAGUUGAACAGCAUCGCUUGGAAAGGCCGGCUGGACACCGAGACGUACAUCGCGCGCGAAAAUCAUCUCCAUUCGCAGCAGUUGGUCAAGGAUGACCUCACCAGCUGGAUCCUGGUUGAUCGCAGUGAACCUGAAGGAGAGAGAACCAUCCUAAGCUCUUGUGAGACAUACAAAAAGAAAGCCUGGCUGGCGCACAACGGCCGCGUGGAAGAUGUCUCCACCCACGGCAUUGGAAGUGUAUACUGCCGCCCUCAGUUCAGAGGCAAGGGUUAUGCGAAGAGGAUGAUGGAGGAACUCAGCAAGAAGGUUGACACCUGGAAUAUGGAGUCUGAGAGCAGAAAGAAGGCCCUCUUCAGCAUUCUUUACUCCGAUAUUGGAAAGAACUUCUAUGCUCAAUUCGGCUGGAAACCAUUCUUGUCGUCUCAUUUCGCGCUUCCACCUGUCGCAGAGGAGCAUAAUGUCUCAAACGGGGUUGAAGCCACCAUGCCUCAGGUCAAGACGUUGACAGCAGAAGAUGUCCGAACCCGCGUGUGCAACAAGCAGAUUCUGGCAAAAGAGCGGGAAUCCCUUCGUUUAGCAUCUAUGAAGACACCCACACCCAAGAUCGCAAUUGCACCGGAUUACAAUCAUCUCAGAUGGCAUUGGGCGAGAGAGGAGUUUUUCGUCAAGUCCCUCUUUCCCGGUAGAGAAGCUCCCACGGCGAAAGGUGCUGGCGACGACGCGGCGGGAGUGCAUUGUGCAUGGAACAGGAACUUUGGAUCCGUGCCGGAAGAGAACACUCUGUACAUCCUGCGGUGGGUGUAUGAGGAACCAACGUCUCCGGAAGAGACCAAACAGACCAUCCAGGCCAUGGCCGCUAUUUUGAGGCGCGCUCAACGUGAGGCACAUGAAUGGGAUAUGAGCACGGUUGAAUUCUGGAAUCCAACUCCCUUAUUGCAGCAGGCAGUCGCCAUGGUAGACCCCAAUGUCGAGCUGGUUCACCGUCAAAAGGAUAGCAUUGCGUCAUUGAGAUGGAACGGUGCCGAGUCUGGGUUUGGCGAGACGGUGGAAUGGUGCCUGAACGAGAAGUACGCAUGGUGCUGAUUUGUUUCUGAUUUUGCAUUUGCGAGCCGUUGCAUUUGGUGUCUGAGGAUGCAUACUCUGGAAGAAUAUACUAGAGCGUCACCGCUUCUGUCGCUUCUGGUUCUUGAAGAGCUCGUGCCAGUUUCUAGACUUCUUGGCUGCCGUCGACGCACUAGCCUCUGUGGAGAGAUUCUUCUUGGUUCGCUGUCGCUCGAAUUCGGUCACGAAGCAGAUGGUGGUUGGGCCGGGCAGUUUAUAAACGGAGUCC
Molecule: messenger RNA, 1917 nt
Organism: Aspergillus saccharolyticus JOP 1030-1
Lineage: Eukaryota; Fungi; Ascomycota; Eurotiomycetes; Eurotiales; Aspergillaceae
Exons: 1
Coding region: 480-1670 (396 amino acids)
Source: RefSeq, a predicted model, not a curated record